UGAAGCAUUGCGUGCCUGGUAUUACGCGUGCACACGGAGAACGACUUGUGUUUCAGAGCCAGUCUUCAUCUACAUAGGUUCAGAUCACCUCAGAUUUCUUUCCUUUGGCCACGAAUUUAAUCAACUCUUACUCUGUGUAAAAAGAAGUCUUAUUGCUGCAAAUUGAGUAAUUCCCACGUGGUUACAGGCCGCAUUACUGACCUUGUUGACAGGUCUGGCAUCAUGUUUAUGAUACAAUGAUCUCAGACCACCUCGUGGUGGAUCCCUUGUCAACUCCGAGAUGUCCACAGCCAGGAAGGCCUUUAAGAUAUUUAUCGGUGGCUUUGUGUUUGGCGUUGGGGGCUCGCUCACGUUCUUUGACAAAGUCGGCUACUUUGCAACUGUGGAUGGAAAAUCAAUGCAGCCUGUUCUUAACCCCAUCCAUGAAACACAAAGAGACAUCAUUUUCCUGAACCACUUUGCUGUUAGGGAGUACCAGCUCAAGCGUGGAGACAUCGUUUCACUAGCAUCCCCAAGUCGUCCAGAUGAAGUUCUCAUCAAACGGGUCAUUGCUUUGGAAGGUGACACAAUCAGGACGUUGAGCUAUAAGAAUCGCUACGUAACCAUUCCGGAGGGUCAUUGCUGGAUUGAAGGAGACCAUCACAGCGUCAGUCUGGAUAGCAACUAUUUUGGACCGGUUGCCCUCGGUCUGGUCCAUGCCCGUGCCUCCCGCAUCAUCUGGCCCCUGCAUCGCCAGCAGCGGCUGGAGCCAAGACUACCCAAAGAUCGCCAGCCCAUCAGUCUGUCUCCGUCCCUGGUGGAGGAGCUGAUGGAAGAGUACCAGGAGGUUGAGUCUCUAGAAUUGGAAGACGUGCAGAUAUGAAUCUGCCCAUCACAGACACCCUCGCACACGUGUGGCUUGUGAUUACCUGCAUGUCUGACAGAAAUCUGAACAUUGGGUUAAUGUUUUCUGUGCAUCACAUACAUGCACAGUGUCAUGUGCACUGCUACUUUUGGCACUAACGGUUGCAGCAGAGACUAUGAGCGUUUUCUAAAAGAGUGGAUUUGGCUUAGACUUUGGUUUUGCUGGUUCCAGCCACUUUGAAGAAGCAUUCAAAAGUACAUGUUCAAGCUCUGACUGGAACCAGCGAAAUCGAAGUCUAAGCCGAAUCCACUCGAUUUGAAAAUGCUCUGUGUUGGUGGUUUUUGUGGCUGCAUUUGAGAUAAGACACUCUUACUACCGUGAAAAGUAUUUUUGUAAUUUGGAGGACAUUUUCAUGAAGUGUGUUGCUAAAACCAAAGGUUAAUUUGUAAUGCCAAUAUUUAAUGGCUCUGUAGCCAACAUUGUCACGUUAGAAAUUUGCCAAGUGCACAUCCACCUCUGGUAGUUCUCAGGGUGUUACAUCAUUAUUAUCCCUGACCAUCAGGCCCAUAAACAUUCCUGCAAGCACCUCCGCUCCGUGGGGUGUAUAAAGCAAGAUGCUUCCACUCCAGGUGCAAACUGCCACCCAAGCACAUCAGCCAUCUCAACCCUCACAGGUACCCAUUCAUGCUUCUAGGUGGAGAAACGUCAGUAAAGUAACUAGUCCAAGGUCACAAUAUGUAACCAGCUGCUGGAUUCGAACCCCUGACCCUAUGAUUGGGAGUUCCAAUGUUAGUGACUAUGCCACACACCAAAGUUGAAAUAAUCCAUUGAAGGGCAGCGAGGUCCCUGUGUAUUUGCUUUUCUAGAAAGAGCUGUGUCUCUCGAUUAAAUCAUUUGCCGCAUGUAGAGGAAGGGUGUUCAACAUAUUUUGUUGUAUGGUUGGAUUGAGUUCAGGGAUUAAAACAUGAUUGAGAACAUGCAGUCCCCAAAAUGCAAUACUGGCAUUGCAGCAUCUGAGCCAUCCAGCCCUAGGUUGGUGGGAGCCAUCCAGCCCUAGGUUGGUGGAGCCAUCCAGCCCUAGGUUGGUGGGAGCCAUCCAGCCCUAGGUUGGUGGGAGCCAUCCAGCCCUAGGUUGGUGGGAGCCAUCCAGCCCUAGGUUGGUGGUAGGUCUCCAAUCUUUCCCAGGUGUACUCAAUUAUUUUGUUGAGGGAGUUGCCAGGUUCUUGUAUCUUGUAAUCACUGUACCUGAUGUCUCAUUCAGUGUCAGUAAUUUAGCGCUUGCCGAUGCAUCCGUCCUGUCCAGCCACUUAACGUCACACAGUUGUGGUCACAGAUGACCCCAACUCCACCGAGGCUGUUGAUUGGUCAGAGUUUAUCAGCUGCUGACCCUGUCACAUGACACAGCAUGGUAGUUUUCAAAGUCAUUGACAGCAUCAGUGAAGCAGUCCAGUGCAUUGAGAUUUCAAUCACCUUGUCAAAUUCUGCCUAAUGUUGAUCAUGUAUAAAUGUGAAUUGCACGCAGGAAUAUUUACAUGGUGCAACCAUAAAUCUGUUUAGUAGAGGCAAUGUGUUGAGGUUAAGGAAGUGGGCAGGGGCUUUAUAUAACUAGAACAGGCUCAAGUAAACCUUAUGUGCAUUGAUUGUAACUGACUUAAAAUAACCAAAAAUAGCCUCCAAGGCACCAGCAGCAAUGCAUGAACUCUGUACAUCUUAUCAUAUGCUGAAGCUUGCAAGAUAAUCAAAUUGAAAUUAUGACUUCCAGAAAAUUGCAACAUUCUAUUAUUCCUAUGCACGCACAGGCCUGUAAGUCAGAUUAAUUUUAAUUAUCAGAAUCUGUGCACAUGGAAUAUUUGGAGUUGAAUUGCUUUGUUGGACAAGACUUUCAUUGCUGCAUCGUUGUAAGACCUUGUCCAAAUCGGUUGGCUGUGGCUCGCAGUAGGGCAUGAAUCAAUGGGAAAUGGCUACAGCUGCUGACUAGCCAUCUGCUGUGUGUUUAACACCUGUAUUGCUAGCCGUGGCUAUAACACUGUGUCCCAGGGGAAGCCAUUUUAGCUGGUAAAUCGGUUCCUUUUGCAAAUUGAGUUGGCAAGCCCUGUAGUUUGAUGACUUUGCUGAAUUGCAUGUGCUUUGUACAUAAUGUUUAUUUUUUCUUCUGCUGUUAUUGGAAUAGAAUUUUAUCAUUGUCCUCUUAAUAAAACUCAAAAGUAUUAAUGAUCUUGUGAUAUUAGCAAUUUUAAAUGUAAGACUCUGUUUGGAUUUAGAAUAAAAAACGCCAAACAUUGAUUUUGUUAUUUAAAGUGAGUAAAUGCGGGGCUAACAGAAUAUA
Messenger RNA from Acanthaster planci (crown-of-thorns starfish), 3170 nucleotides. RefSeq names its product inner mitochondrial membrane peptidase subunit 2 (gene immp2l). Lineage: Eukaryota; Metazoa; Echinodermata; Asteroidea; Valvatida; Acanthasteridae. Gene Ontology annotation, molecular function: serine-type endopeptidase activity. Gene Ontology annotation, cellular component: membrane; mitochondrial inner membrane peptidase complex. The record is from RefSeq and is a predicted model, not a curated record.